Girardinichthys multiradiatus is the source of this 3378-nucleotide messenger RNA. It is a transcript of the gene mov10a, whose product is annotated as Mov10 RISC complex RNA helicase a. Gene Ontology annotation, molecular function: 5'-3' RNA helicase activity; RNA binding. NCBI's taxonomy places the organism in Eukaryota, Metazoa, Chordata, Actinopteri, Cyprinodontiformes, Goodeidae. The record is from RefSeq and is a predicted model, not a curated record. The transcript has 22 exons. Bases 94 to 3072 code for a protein of 992 amino acids.
GGAAACCUCGCUUAACGCUGGCCAGCUGUUGAACUUCCUUUACCGGGCAGGGUGAGGCAGAGGCAGAGGCAGAGACCUGGCGAGGACGCCGACAUGCCGAAGCUCAUACAUUUAAAGCAGUCUGGACUGGAGUUCAUUGAAUUUAUGGGAGACAGAUUGUCCAGGUACAGCAAAAAUGAGCUUCGAGACAUCUAUAACACCGAGUUUAGGACCAGAGAAGGAGCAAAACAUCCCAACUUUUCCAGUGUUAUCUAUGCUCUUCUGACGUUCGACCAAAUCCACAUAAAAAAGGGGAAAAUCUACAAAAAUGGCAAACUUAAGGUCAGGGCGUCCUCUGACCGGUCGAAGAUGCUGGGGCCUCACCAAACACAACGCCAUGGAGCUCAGGAAACGACAACAGGGUCAACUAAUCGCGCCACCACAGAUACAAAGCCCCCAAAGAAGAAGCGAGCCACAGAAAUCCUUCAAAUGAUGAAGACGAACAGGAACGGGAUGACAGCUGAUAAGGAGGGAAUUGAAAUCACCUCUAAGCCAGAAGGAAGUGAUGGAAAGGUUCAUCUUACUGUGGAUUUUGAAAAGCAGCCAUUUGUCAUCACGUUUGAAAUUUUAAACAAUGGCACAAAUUUUGUCCACUUCACCAAUUACACAGUCCUAGACAGGGUUAGCUGUUACAACUUGAAGGAUGAAAGGAAAGUGACAAAAGCCAACCCACUGCUCCUCUGUCCAGGUGAAAGUUAUCAUGUCACCGUAGCUUACAUGCUUAAUGACUGUGGAUAUUUUCCUGCCACGAUCUACUUUGAGUUUCAGCUGGAACUGCCAAAGCCAAUGACCUUCUGCAUUGUAAGGGAGAUUAAAGCAGUGGUACAGACAUCGCUAGGUGCAGAGCUGGGACCAGUAGCUCCAUAUAAACCAUUCCAGAAGGUCAAAUCCAAACCAACUGUUAGAGAAGUAGUGGAGGGAGUACCACCUCCAGGUUCUUCUGUCCAGACAGCCACAGUGAAAUUAGGAGUUUACAAUUACCCUACCUACCUGAAAGAACUGGUUUAUCAAAAAAUGGAGGAUUCCAAGUACCUUUCUCCAGCAGCCAAACAGCAGCUUGCACCAGUGAAGAAGCUCCUUGAAUCUUCUUUAGACAUGAAGAACUAUUCCCGUCGGUUUCACCUACUGCUUCACUUGGAAGAGAUACAGAUGGAAAUGGACAUCAAAAAGUACAACCUCCACAAUGAGACCAUGACCCAAGAUCAAGGCAACAGAAAACUUCUCACACUGAAAGUUCCUGGUGUAGCUGAAAAUCGGCCAUCUGUACUGAGAGGAGACUGUCUGAAGGUGACUAAAUCGGGGCAUACAGGCUCAUCAGUCACAGUGUACACUGGAUAUGUUCACAAAGUAGAACUGGACAGAGUGAAGCUGGGCUUUUCUAAAAGAUUGUUGGAGAUUUUUAUCAACAAGAUGAAAUUUGACGUGGAGUUUACAAUCAACAGGUUGACCAUGAAGCUGCAGAAUCGAGCCGUGGACCUGGCAGUAAAACACGAGCUUGGGGAGGUGCUGUUCCCCUCUGAUACAGCCGUUUCAACUGUUUCUGUCACUGAUCUAAGAAUGUUUAACCGUCAGCUACAAGACAACCCGGAGCAGUGUAAUGCGGUCCAACACAUCAUUGCUGGAUCAUCAAAGCCUGCUCCUUAUAUUGUCUUUGGGCCACCAGGAACCGGAAAGACAAUCACUCUGGUUGAAGCGAUAAAUCAGGUCAGCAAAGCAGACCCAUCCGCACACAUCCUUGCCUGUGCCCCUUCAAACAGUGCAUGUGACCUGCUUUGUGAGAGACUGAAAUCGCAGCUAUCCUCCUAUCAGCUGUACCGCAUGUACGCCAGUAGCCGAGACGCAAACAGUGUCCCCAAAGGCCUGCUGAAAUACUGCAACUGGGAUGAGAAACAAGAUUGUUUUGUGUUUCCAGAAAAGAAAAUUCUGAUGAAAUACAAAGUUAUAGUGACCACUCUGUUCACAGCGGGCAGGUUUGUGACUGGAGGUGUUCCUGUUGGUCAUUUUUCUCAUGUGUUUGUGGAUGAAGCUGGUCAAGCGGAGGAACCACAGUGCAUUAUUGCUAUUGCAGGUUUGCUCUGUCCAGAGAAGGGUCAGCUGGUGCUUGCAGGAGAUCCCAAACAGCUGGGACCAAUCAUUCGAUCUUCUUAUGCAAUAGAUCAUAAACUUGGGCUUUCUCUGUUGGAGAGGCUGAUGAAUCGUAAACCAUACGAAGAUCUUAACGUUCGUUUCGUAACAAAACUGCUGCGCAACUACAGAUCUCAUGCUGCCAUUCUGAAGAUCCCCAAUGAGGUGUUCUACAAUAAUGAAUUGCAGGUUUUUGCAGACCAGUUGGAGCGUGAAACCUACUGCAACUGGAAAGCCCUCCCCCAAGAGGGUUUUCCAAUGAUCUUCCAUGGAGUGCUGGGAAAAGAUGAGAGGGAGGCCAAUAGUCCAUCUUUCUUCAACGUGUCUGAGAUCGAGAUACUGGUAAAAUAUCUCAACAGGCUGGACCAAACUCAGGGAAAGAUGGGUCUUCCCAAGCUGUCGGCCAAAGACAUUGGGAUAAUCACCCCCUACAGGAAACAAGUUGAGAAAAUCCAAAAGGCGCUGAAAUCCCUCAAAACACUCAGACACUGGAAUGAUCUCAAAGAACUCAAGGUAGGAUCUGUAGAGGAGUUUCAGGGACAAGAGAGAAAGAUCAUCAUAAUCUCCACGGUGCGUAGCAGCCUCAGCUACGUUAAAAUGGACACAGAUUUCAACAUAGGGUUCCUCUCAAAUGAAAAGAGGUUCAACGUGGCACUGACAAGAGCCAAGUCUCUACUCAUAGUCAUAGGGAACCCUGUGAUCCUCAUAAAAGACCCUGUAUGGGGGAAGUUCAUCAACUACUGUGUGGAGAUGAAGGGCUACAGUGGGAUUGACCUCAACAGUGUUGAAGAGGAAGAUCUCUUUGAGGCAAAAAUGGCAGCCCUGAGAAUCACAGACUCUGAAUGUCUUGUUGGAGAGAUGAGCGCCUUCCAGCAGCAUGUGGACCCUGGAUGGAAGAAUGAAAUUUAGAGUUUCAACUUUGCUGCAAAUCUUUUUUUUACUCUUCUUUCUACAGCUAUUGCAUACAUUCAAGUGUGCAUAUUUUAAGGAAAUAAAUGUAAUAAAACUUUGCAAGAAAUUAAGUUUUUAUACCUUCAGUUUUUAAAGCUGCUUCUUAACUAAACGGCUACACAGAAGAUAAAAAUCGUCAUUUAUACACUGGAAUGUAUCACUUUUUCUUACUGGUGCCAUCAUUUUCAAGCAUUACUCUUGAAUCUUGUAUUUCUUUCUGAUAUAAGGGCUAAACGAAUAAACUCUGUCUUUUUAAAACACUGA